Messenger RNA from Arvicola amphibius (Eurasian water vole), 5610 nucleotides. It is a transcript of the gene Zgrf1, whose product is annotated as zinc finger GRF-type containing 1. Gene Ontology annotation, biological process: double-strand break repair. The record is from RefSeq and is a predicted model, not a curated record. Gene Ontology annotation, cellular component: site of double-strand break; nucleus. NCBI's taxonomy places the organism in Eukaryota, Metazoa, Chordata, Mammalia, Rodentia, Cricetidae. Gene Ontology annotation, molecular function: helicase activity; zinc ion binding. The coding region runs from base 1 to 5610 and encodes 1869 amino acids. The transcript is spliced from 25 exons.
AUGGAAAGUCAAGAAUUUAUUGUCCUAUAUACUCAUCAAAAGAUGAAGAAGUCGAAAGUGUGGCAAGAUGGCGUUCUGAAGACCACUCACUUAGGCAACAAGGCAGUUCUAUAUGAUGACAAAGGAGCAUGUUUGGAAAGCCUAUUUCUUAAGAGCCUUGAGGUGAAACCUGGCGAUGACUUGGAAAGUGAGCGUUACUUAAUCACAGUUGAGGAGGCUAAGGCUGCUGGAAGUAGAGGUGCUAAACUGGAUGGCCCUAGAGAAGCUCUGGAGUCAGGUCCAGGGACAUUUACAUCCUCGAGCCGGUCUCUUGGCUGUCAGCCCUCUGGCUUAAAAAGGAAGGCUACUGGUUUUCAAAGACCAUAUAAGAUGCCAAAGAAAGUGACUGUUACAGAAAAUGGUGAAUCUGCUGCCUCAUUUGAUGAUUUGAAACCUGGCCCGACACUUCCUCUCCCGCUCUCUAGCACACUUCCUUUGUUUUCUACUGUUGGUGAGAAAGAUAUAAAUUAUACACUGGCAGUCAAUGAGAAUACCUUCAGGAACAGAGAGAGAAGCGACAGGCCUUUUUCCCUUGUGUCUUCAUCCUUUAGUAUUAACUCAGACAUACUAAGGAGAGAGGACAAGUUUUGCUCUCCUGUCACCUCUACAACCCAGCAUUCAGAUGGUUUACUGUGCAGUGAGCCCACAAGAAGUAAUAGUUUGGAAUCUCACUGUCCUGGAGUUUCACAGAACCUCAGGAGCAAAGCACAAAUAUUAGCUCUUCUGAAGUCCAAAUCAGCCAACAUGAGUAAGAAUGUGACUUGUGAGAUUAUAGCACCUUUUCCUAAGAUACAACCACAGGGGUGCUCCAAGACCAUGUCUAAGCUAGAGGAAGAGUAUGCUGAGAGAAGAGCUACAAGCCGGUGGACCGUGUAUUUGCCCUCCCAGAGGUCGCCUCCCUCUUCUCCUAGAGAGAAUGGUACAGAGGACAAACCUGAAGCCCAAGGAGAUGUGAACAUUUUUAAUUUGUCUGAACUUUUGGUGGAAAAAAAGGCAGAGCUCUUUGAAGCAUGUGCCGAAAAGGGAGAACUGUGCAAUGAAGACAAGCCAGUAGACAAUAAUUGCCAGAACUGGAAUCACGAAGAAAACUUCGGAGCGCCUCUGUUUUGUGAGAACAACAACUUACUGGUUAACUGUAGUAGUAAAGAAAAUGUUGAUUUAUUAUUAGAACCUGACAUUCAGAACAAUAACAAAGUAACUUCUCACCAAAAUGACAAGGAGUGUAUGGAAGCCUUGCUUUGCACUAGAGAAAGUAUUCUGGUGGCAGAUGCAGAUGCCACACUGGAACAAGAAUGUAUGUCCUGUUCAUCAGUGUCACCGUUGCCAGAAGUAGAAUAUAAACACACUGAAGUCGAGUCUUCUCUAAGUAAGAACUCCAGCAUCUCUGACAUUGCAGACGUGGGUUCUAAAAGUGGUGCUGAGAGAGGAAGCCUGGAUACUGUUCGUACAUCUUCACAGCCAUUUAUGGAAGUUUCUUUUAAUCUGAGCAAUUUUGAGGACAGUGACACUGAUGAAGCAUCACAAGAGGACGACAAACUUUCCCAGGACUCAGAGAGUAGAGGAAAGGAAAUCUUGCCUACAGAUGAUUCAUGUGUUCUAAAGAGCUGUGGGAGUAUAGGCUGCCAAGAAACUGCACGGCAACCCUUGCCGUUCCCAUCCUCAGCCAGUGGCAAGCCUAAAGACGUCCUUCCUGCUAACGAGACGCUGCUGUCAGAGUUUUGUGAUAGAACCUGUGUUGGUUUUUACACAGGACCUCAUGAAGAUGCAAACCCUAGAGAAGCAGUGCCAGAGCAGGGUGGUGACAGGGGGAGCAGUCUGGACUCAUCGCAGGAAUGGAAUGAGGAUGUGCCAGGAGACAGCAAAGACGAUGCUAGUAAAUGUAUCCAAAGAGAUGGGACUAAUUAUGGUAUUGGUUCACCCUCAAAUACACCCAAAGGUAUAAAUACAUGUUCACAUAUUCCUUAUUUUUUAAACACACUCAGUACUCCGGCUCCUGAAAACAGUGACCUGCUCUCAGAAGCCAGGAACUUACCUGCCACAGUAGUUUCCCAUAUGCUAGACCGUCCUCUUGAGCAGUGGACUUCUCAGCAGCCUGUUGAGUUUCAAGGCCAUCAGGUGAAAGGCUCAGCUACUAGUGGUGUAAUGGUGAGAGGACACAGCACACAGCUAGAAUCCAGUCAGCUUCCAGAUAGCGUUGACUAUGGAAACUUCAUGGCAUGUGCUCCAGUCUGGACACCAGAGCUGCCUAGCGCUUGUGUGCAGACUGACUUCCUGCAGGUGAUUUCACCAGGACAAAAGAUCUCUGCAUCGAGCUCUGCACCUACUUUUUCUGUCAACACGAGAAAUGAAGACUCUGUGCUUGAGUUCUCUGAGGAAUCUCUGAGAGCAAGGACUUUCCCUGGAUUGAAAAACAUUGGUUUUUUGGAAAGUAAGAACCUUCAAAGAUUUCCAUGUGCAACCAGGGCCUCAGUUCCCUUCAUUACUUUGCCUCCCGAUGAUGGGCCAGCAGUCUUAGAUUCCUGUUCAUUUAUGGCUGAUGACGACACACGAGAGUCCUCUAGUUCUUCUGUGUUGAACCUGUGUGAAGAAUCAGUUCUUUCAUUUGACCUUGGGCCUGAGGACCAGGGUGAGACUUCUCGCUGGAAAGGAACUCCAGGAGAUGCUUCACUGCUUCAUAAGAAUUCUGUGCAAAGCAAGUGGCUGAAAUAUCAAAACACAUCCCAGUGCAGCUCAGCUGCUCUAAGCAGAAUUGAUGGUGAAGUGGCAGAGGACAGCUUUGCUGAGGUUUGCUCUGGGCUGCAUUCUAGCCACACAAGUGAGCAGCAGAGGAAUGCUGCAAAGGAAAGCUCUGUAGACCCUGUGCACUUGCAGAGGAUGAAAGGAAUGCUCUAUCAACAGCAACAGGACUUUAGCAGUCAAGAGUGGGCUUCCAGAAAGAAAGCCUUUUCUCUGAACUCAAAGCAGAUUUCCGAGACAGAGAAAAUUCAAGCUAUGUUAGGAAGCCCCGCCAGCUACAACUCCAGAGUCAAAGAUUUACAGGAGAUAAAUGGUUCUGAGCUGUGCUUUCCAAAUGGGCAGAAAAUAAUAUCAGCUUAUCUCCCUCAAAGGCAAGUUUACGUACCAGCUGUUUUCCAGUCUCCCAUUCACUAUAAGCAGAUCUUUACAUCUUCUAUCAUAGAACAUCUGAAUAUAUUGCUAUUCGGUUUGGCGCAAAGGCUAUACAAAGCACUUUCCAAAGUUGACAUAUCCUUAUAUACAUCCUCAAAAGGAGAGACACUAAAAAGCGGAAAAAAUAAUUUACCAUCCUGCCAUCAUAAUCAACCUGCCAAACUUGUCAUGGUUAAAAAAGAAGGCCCAAAUAAGGGUCGUCUCUUUUAUACAUGUGAUAGGCCCAAAGGUAAUCAAUGUAAAUUUUUCAAAUGGCUUGAGGAAGCAACUCCAGGACAGUUAUCACAGGAUGAGUCUCAGCCCAACGUGGUUUUUAAUGAUGUUAAGAGUAUUGGCUCAUAUUUAAGAAGUCAUAAGGUACCGGUCUAUGAGGAAUGCCAGCUUUUGUUGAGGAAAGGAUUUGAUCUUCAGAGGAAACAGUACGGUAAACUAAAGACAUUUGCAACUGUGAACCCUGAAUUUUGCAGUAAAACAAAAACUAGGAUUUAUCUUAAGCUGAGCCGGAAGGAGAGCUCUUCAGUUUAUAGUAAAGGUGAUCUUUGGGUGAUUUCAAAAACCCUAGACUUCCAACUAGAUACCUUCAUUGCAUGCAGUGCCUUCUAUGGGCCAUCUUCUGUCAAUGAAGUGGAGCUGCUGCCUUUGAAAGGCUAUUUCCCUUCUAACUGGCCCAUGAACAUAACAGUCCAUGCAUUAUUGGUUUGUAAUGCCAGCACAGAGCUGACGACACUGCAGAACAUUCAGGACUACUUUAACCCAGCAACUCUUCCUGUAAUGCCAUACCUCUUAGCAAUGUCUCGGCCAGCUACAGUUAGCAAUAAAAAUGUCAGUAAAAGAAAAUUUAUCCCACCAGCCGUUGCAAAUAUUAAAACAAAACUUGAACUCCUGAACCUGGGAGCGACCCUGCAGUUAGCUAGUGAGUUGAUUCAUAUACACAGGUUGAACAAGGAUCAAGCUACAGCACUAAUUCAGAUAGCUCAAAUGAUGGCUGCUCAAGAAAGUGGUGAAGACGCAUUGGAGCCCUGCACCCCUCCCCUGCCUAUCACCAUCAUUCAUGGUGUUUUUGGAGCAGGCAAAAGCUAUUUGCUGGCUGUGGUGAUUUUGUUCUUUAUACAACUGUUUGAAAAGUGUGGUGCUGGAACAGUUGGAAACGCAAGGCCUUGGAAGCUUCUCAUUUCUUCUUCCACUAAUGUAGCUGUUGAUAGAGUGCUUCUUGGGCUUCUCAGUCUUGGAUUUGAAAAGUUCAUCAGAGUUGGCAGUGUUAGGAAGAUUGCCAAGCCAAUCUUACCAUACAGCUUGCAUGCUGGCUCAGAAAAUGAAAAUGAACAAUUGAAAGAACUUCAUGCAUUGAUGAAGGAAGAACUGACUGCUGUAGAAAGGGUUUAUGUGAGAAAAAGUAUUGAGCAGCAUAAACUGGGGACCAACAGAACUCUGCUGAAGCAGGUUCGAGUUGUUGGCAUUACCUGUGCAGCCUGCCCAUUCCCAUGCAUGAAUGACCUUAAAUUCCCUGUGGUUGUGCUGGAUGAGUGCAGCCAGAUGACAGAACCAGCCUCACUCCUUCCUAUUGCAAGGUUUGAAUGUGAAAAGUUAAUUCUUGUUGGAGACCCCAAACAGCUGCCUCCUACAAUUCAGGGUUCUGAUGCAGCUCAUGAAAAUGGAUUGGAACAAACUCUUUUUGAUCGACUAUGCUUAAUGGGUCACAAACCCAUUCUGCUGAGAACCCAGUACCGCUGUCACCCUGUGAUCAGUGCCAUAGCUAAUGACCUGUUUUAUGAAGGAAACCUCGUGAAUGGCGUUUCAGAGACAGAGAGGAGCCCUGUACUGGAGUGGCUGCCCACGCUAUGUUUCUAUAAUGUUACCGGAGCAGAGCAGGUUGAAAGAGAAAACAGCUUUCAAAAUGUGGCAGAAGCUGCUUUUACACUCAAGUUAAUCCAAUCACUGAUUGCAAGUGGAAUAGCAGGCUCCAUGAUUGGGGUGAUAACAUUAUACAAAUCACAAAUGUACAAGAUUUGCCAUUUACUGAGUGCUGUGGACGCUGGCCAUCCCGAUGUUAAGGCUGUGCAGGUGUCCACAGUGGACGCCUUUCAGGGCGCUGAGAAGGAGAUCAUUGUUCUGUCCUGUGUGAGGACGAGACAAGUCGGGUUCAUCGACUCAGAAAAGCGAAUGAAUGUGGCAUUGACCAGAGGACGAAGGCAUUUGUUGAUUGUGGGAAGCUUAUCCUGUUUGAGGAAAAAUCGCCUAUGGGGGCGUGUGAUCCAACAUUGUGAAGGAAGGGAAGAUGGAUUGCAACAUGCAAGCCAGUGUGAGCCACAGCUGGACCGUCUUCUUAAAGAUUAUUUUGAAAAACAAGCAGAAGAAAAACAGAAGAAAAAAGAAAAAGAAAAAUCUAAGGAUAAAUCUUAUUAA